AUGACUGCAAAUAACUCUAUCAAGAUUCAACUUCUGUGUGUCCCUGAUUGCCCGUUAGUGGCCAAGGUUCGCAGGACACUCGAGCGUUGUUUGGCAGAAACAAACAUAGAUGCAGAGGUCGAGGUAUUGGUCGGAGAGUAUGCUUCUCCCACCCUCCUCAUUGACGGCGUCGACGUCAAUGGUCAACCACCGGCACCAGAAGGACAAACUGCAUGCAGGCUGGACAACCGCCUUGAUCCUGGUAGUUAG
Molecule: messenger RNA, 249 nt
Organism: Ilyonectria robusta
Lineage: Eukaryota; Fungi; Ascomycota; Sordariomycetes; Hypocreales; Nectriaceae
Exons: 1
Coding region: 1-249 (82 amino acids)
Source: RefSeq, a predicted model, not a curated record